CAUAACCGUAUCCGCCUGGCCCCUCUCCCAGACACUCCUGGGUCGGACUACAUCAACGCCAGUCUCAUGCACAGUUACAACCAGGCGAAGACUUAUAUAGCAGCUCAAGCUCCCAACAAGAACACAGUAGGAGACUUCUGGAGGAUGAUUUGGGAACAUUCCUGUAGCGCUGUGGUCAUGCUGACUGGUCUGAUGGAGGAGGCGAAGGUCAAAUGUGAGCAGUAUUGGCCUAACGCUGGUGUAAUGAACACUGAUCACUUCAAAGUUGAGGUAGAUGUAACCCAAGUCCGUGCGAGCGUUACAAUGAGACACAUGAAAGUCACUUCCAAGACAACUGGAGAGAAUCGGUCAGUCAUCCAGUUCCACUUCACCUCAUGGCCUGACCACGGUGUACCUGACACCCUCGCUCUCGUCAACUACAUCUGGUUGGUCAGACAGACAGUUGCAGAGAGGGCUGGACCACUGCUCGUUCACUGCAGUGCGGGUAUUGGGCGUACUGGCACAUACAUCGCCGUGGACUCCCUGAUAGACCAGGCCCGUGAGGAGGGGGUGGUGGAUGUCCUGGGGUACGUGACAGUCAUGAGGGGACAGAGGAAGAACAUGAUCCAGACUGCGGCCCAGUACGAAUGUGUCUUCCACUGUCUGGUAGAGAUGACGACAUUCGGCUGCACCAGUAUGGACGUCGCAAGCUUUACCACCAGCUACAGCAACAGCGGCAUGGACACCACGGUUGACGGACAUACUCUGAAACAGUUGUCUCAGAUGCUGUUGUCUGAAACUCGAGAUGAUGCUCCCAACAAACGCAGAAUGUGGGUGGAUGGUAACUCUGAAUUCAUUGUGCAUGUUGGACCGACUCUGACGUGUCUGAGGGGGUUCCUGCAGGCCGUUGCCCCACCCUCUAGAUUGGUGAAGUUGUUGUGGAAACUGGUAGAAGAGAACAACGUCCACAACAUCAUCGUCGUCACGCCAAAUCUUGGCUUAGCUGAAGCAGAGGGCAGGUCCAAGACGCACGGGGGGAUCACUGUGACGACAACGAGUCACACCAACCUGGCAGUAGACCUCUCCAUGAUGAACCUCCAGCUGGCUACAAAAGGAGGCAGUCCACGGAGGGUGAAGAUGGUCAACGCUGAUGCCCAACUGACCAUGGAAACUGUGACAUCGCAUUUGUUCAACCACGUGGACCUGCAAGACAUCUCAACUCAGACCACCCCUGUUGUUGUUGUUCACAGCAAAAACCACGGAAAACUUGCUGUCUCGCUCUGCAUCAUGGGUAAUAUUCUGUCUGGUAUUCGUGAAGACACCCGGGUUGACGUCAUCGGUCACGUGAGGAUGUUCCUACGAUGUUGCCCUGACCUACAGUUCACCCAGAGUGAUGUGCAGUUGUUUCAUGACUUUGCGCAGCAAUGUAUCCAGAGUACAGACCCUGCUAAUACCUAUGCCAACAUCCGAACUUAAUGCCAAACUAGAGACCCAAAUACCACAGACUUUUCCAGUGUCUGAACAUGUCACUACGUCACAUAGAGGCAUUGCCUCUGUAUUUGUAACCUUAGCUUCAAACGCAACGCCAGGCUUAUAGGUAACAAGUAUGUUAUAUAUGAAUGUGUAUUGAUACAGGGAAAUUAUCGUCUCUGCCUGCUCAUUCUAUUCCAGUGUUCUGCAACGCGUCUAUGAACACACAAUGCCAUUUACAAGGUGGGCAAAUGUAACAUAUGUUAUAAUAGGGAUUACACUUUCUCAGUACAGAUUCUAGUACUUUUUUUUGUUUUGUGGAGUUGACUCCCAUGCGGGAUUCGAACCCACACCCUGAGAGUCAGGCACCUAAUCGCCAGCACUCAAAGUCAGCCACCUAGCCUGCUCGGCCACCGCGGCUUCCGUCUAUGUUGUUACAUAAUUUCACAUCAUGCACCACACCAUGUGUCACAUCAUGCAUCACAUCAUUUGUCACAUUAAGAGUUGUUCCUUACACGUGACGACACUUUAACUUGUCGAUUACACUGAUGCACAAACACGCAAGCUUACGUCGUCUACUUGUACAUAUACAGCACCUCAAACAUAUAUGAAUAUGAAUCCCACUUAAUUAUUGCUUCUGAAUAAGCCAUGACGAUAUCAUUUGCUUAUCAUUCCAAUAUACCCUUACUGCACUCUUACAAUGUUGAUAUUGACUUGAUAAUAGUUUAUUGAUGUUUAUUAUACAAUUGCAAUGUGUUCACCAUCCAGUCAUCUAAAACGAGAACGUAUUUGAUCAUCAGUUCGGUCACAUAAAGAAUUCAGGUGCUCUU
Molecule: messenger RNA, 2279 nt
Organism: Haliotis rubra (blacklip abalone)
Lineage: Eukaryota; Metazoa; Mollusca; Gastropoda; Lepetellida; Haliotidae
Product: receptor-type tyrosine-protein phosphatase epsilon-like
Exons: 14
Coding region: 67-1455 (462 amino acids)
Biological process (GO): protein dephosphorylation
Molecular function (GO): protein tyrosine phosphatase activity
Source: RefSeq, a predicted model, not a curated record